Apodemus sylvaticus (European woodmouse) is the source of this 7725-nucleotide messenger RNA. It is a transcript of the gene Exph5, whose product is annotated as exophilin 5. NCBI's taxonomy places the organism in Eukaryota, Metazoa, Chordata, Mammalia, Rodentia, Muridae. The record is from RefSeq and is a predicted model, not a curated record. Gene Ontology annotation, cellular component: endosome. Bases 136 to 5463 code for a protein of 1775 amino acids. The transcript is spliced from 4 exons. Gene Ontology annotation, biological process: multivesicular body sorting pathway; positive regulation of protein secretion; positive regulation of exocytosis.
AGGAACACUCUUCAUCGGUGCAAUGAACGUGUAAGACCGUCAGCCUCUGGGAGGGGGACAGCUGCGGCAAAAAUAUACAAUUCACCUGUUGGGAACCAACCCAUUGCCAGUGUGUUUGUUCCUAAGCCAGCCAUCAUGAGGGAGGAGAGUGGCAUGCCUCCGCCCUGGGACGCUUCCCUGCUGGAGAGUGAGUUUUUCCAAGUUUUAGAUGAUUUGGACAGCAAGCUGGCUCAGGAACAAUCUGCAGGCUUGAUGAAUACCAGAAUGCCAUUCAACUAUGGAUCAAGAACACAGUUCAAGUUGUCUCAUAGGAACAGGCAUAGUCAUAGCAUAGGAAGGCAUCAAAACUACCAUAGCGAAACUUCCAACAUGUCUAUCUACGAUAUCCUGAGACCUGGAGCUCCUAGAGAAGGCUUUAAAACCUUUUCUCCUAGGACAAAGACAAUUUAUGAUAUGUAUAGGUCCAGGGAGCCCAGAGUCUUAAAGGAAGACUUCAUGCAAAAGAAUGCAUUUGGUAGUACUUCUCUGUGCUUUGACAGCCGGCAAAGAUCAGCCUCGCCUGCCACAGGGCGUUUUACUGCCAGGAGUUUACACUUUCCAGCCGAUACUCAAAAUAAGAGUAGUUUUACACCAGUGAGACACCAGCAAAGCCCCAAAAGGACUCCUUUAUCAUCCAUCAUAUGGAAUCGGUCAGAUGCUUCUAGACAUAGGCAGAAUCAGGAAGAGUCACUAGGGGCCCCGGUACCAAUGGACACCGACCCUGCUGUGCAGUAUCCGUCUCCUAGGUGCUUCCAGGAAAGUGGGGGGUAUGAGGUGUGCCAUUCACAGAACGCUUACCACAGCUACUCUUUCAAUGUCCCCGUGGAUAAUGCAGUGAGUCCUGACACAUUGGAGAACUCAGAGAAUAUGCCAUUCUACCGUCAGCAUAACCCAUUUGCAAGGUCUUUCUUUAGCAGUACCUUCAGACAGAGCAGAGAACAGAGAUCUGGACAGAAUUCUUUUUGGAGCCGACAAGAAGAGCAUUCUUCCUGGUCUGACUUUCCCCAGAGCAGGAAGCCAUUCCCUUCUUCUGACAAGGACUUUGAAAUGAUUUCUAUCGAAGCAAACAGGGCACCAUCUGUUGGCAGUCAUGGUGUCCCUUCUCAGCACUGGAGGCCACGCUCUCCCGGCCGUGGAACAUAUGUUUUCAGAGGUCAAGAAGAUUCACAUUACUGGCGAUCUGAUUUUCAAGCAUCCCCACUGGAGAGCAUGGACACCUCACGUGUUAAUGAGAACCAAUUUCCACCCCAUUUUGUCACACCAGAUGGGUUCCCUGUAACUGACUCAAGCUACCACACCCAGUCUUCUGGCCUGGACUCUCAUCAGGGCCACUUCCCUGUAGAAGAAGCUGCAGAUGAGGAAUACUUGUUUGGCAAGGCUCAGACUCCAGUAUCUUCAUUCAGAACUCCCUUUCCCCUGAGCCCUGACGACAGAAGGGAGUCUCAGAGUUCCAGCUUCCAGAAUGCCACAGCUACAUUGCAGAAAAUAAUCCCUAGUAAGCCAGUCUUGCUUCCAAUAAGAAACUGUACAGAGGUUUCUGUGGCUUGUGGCCAUUCUACUGAAUCACUAUCUCUUUCUGAAACCCAGCCCAACAUCCUGGUCACAGAAAUGAACGGUGAGAAAGCUAUGGAUGUGUCUAUUUCAAAGGAUGACCAGCUAAACAAGAUGAACCAGAAGAACAGGCCAACUGAGUUACCCCAAUAUGUUUCACAGACAGUGAUCUCCAAUGAUCCACCUGAUUUUCAAAAUGCCCACUCCCAGGACUCAACCCCAAAUGACAGGUAUGACUUUAAUGCACCUGCCACAGAACAUUCCAGAAGAUCACCCAGGGUCUUUUCCAGGAAAGGUGCUUCCCAAAUUCAUAUAACACAAAGACAUCAAAGUGGUGAACUGAGCAAAAGUAAGGGUUUUCCCGGGGACAGGAGACCUGAUGCAGGAGCUUCCCUGCCUUUCAUUCAAGAAAGUGGAACACUGACAUCUCUUCCCAGCCCAAACCAAGGUUGUCACCAGAAAACAGGAAGUAAUGAAGACAGUUCAAGUACUAUUAAAAAUAGCCAUUGGUGCUUUGAACCCACGGCUAACCAAAAGUCACAGCCUCCCGAGGAGUCUGCUAUUUUAGAUCUUGAGCGGCAGCAAGGUCCUUCCAUUCAUUCUACCGAUGGCAGCAAGCUGGCGACCGGGCACAGCGUCUCACGAGGUCUUUUACAUGCAUCCUCAGAUGCACCCCAAGAUUCUUCCCUUGAUGCUCUUCCAAUACCUUUCAAUACAGUGUCCUCCAGGAGUCUUUCAGACCAAGAUCUAGGUCAAGAACAAAAAGAAGAAACAGACAGGGCCACCAAGAGCCAAAACAAUCAGCUGGCUGUAAAUUCCACAGAUGACCAAGAGUGUCGUGAGGGUCCUACACUUCCGCAUGAUGCUGUCCACGGCCACCCAUACUCUCCCUUCAAGAAUGGGAGGGGGAAGGGGAAAGUCAGGCGGCGCGUGUCCUGCAUUGAGAAGCUAACCAAAACAGAGAGUAGAGCGGCACCCACAAGAGAAGGCAGUAGCUGUGCUGAGGACCAAAACAGCGCCAAAGUUCCCGAGCUCAACACAGUCUAUUGCACCUUGCCAAGAAAACCGGCCAGCUUUCUCAUACACAGCAGGCAGCAGGAAAGUAAGGUAAUGACUGCUUCCGUUAGAAAUGGGCCACUUCCGUUCCAGAUAAAGAAUAAAGCGGAAGUUCCCACUGCGACGAGCACAUCUGACAAGCCCAGUUCUCCUGAAUCAAUGGGUGUUGCUGCAAAUUCAGUCAUGGGGACACCCAAAGCCACCAAGAAGAUGACAGAUAUGAAAGCCAUUAGAUCGGCCUCGGUUAGGAAAGGACCACUCCCUUUCCUCAUCAAGAGGGCGAUAUCAUGCCCUUCCGGGGAGCCACGCGCCUCCGCUGAAAGCGGUGAAAGAGGAAAGCCAUCAGUCCUGGACAUGGAUGCUUCUCCUGUAAUGCGCAGGCCUGGAGGGAGAAUCUUUAACUCUCUGGAGGGUGACUCAUCAUUUAGAGAGAGCACUUUCUCUGAAACGGAAUUUGCUCAAGAACACACUGGUCAGAAAAGUGAGCUUCCGGCCCCCAAAAUGAGUUCAUUUACCCUUUCAAACAAAACCCCCGAACCUUUGUGUGCAGCUGGAUCAGGAAAAGAGAGUGGGAAAGCAUUACAUAAGUUUAAGACAACCAGUAUGUUUUCUGUUUCUGGAGAUGAAGAGAAUGUGAAGUGUUUUGAGGUGGUUUCGAUAUAUUAUACUCUACCAAGGAAACCCAGCAAAAAAUUCUGCAGCCUCCUCCAGCAGUAUGCACAAGGUGCCGAUUCACUUAGAGAUGCUUUCCAGGGAGAGACUAAAGCAUCUCCUGAUGCUUUAGAAAUUAGUGAGCUGAAUUGCCCUGCACAAAUGCAGUCAAGAAUACCUCCACCGCAAGACCUAAAGAUGCAGGUUGACUCUGCUUCAUGCUCCCUCUCCCACAGCACUGAAAGUAAGGCUGUCUCCCAACUGCCAGACAGAGAGACUUCCAAAUGUACAUUAGAGGAAAUGGCUUCUGUGGGGCCAGAUGUUUCUCUUCAUAGAGAAGAAUGUAAGAGUGAAGAGAUUUCCCCAAGCAAUGUAUCUAAAACAGCCAUCGGAGAUUCACUAAGCAGGGAAAAGAGAAAGAAAGAACUGCUAAGACAAAUCCUGCAGACCCCCUUACUGCAUCAGGAAAAAGGUGCUGGAGAAGAAAACACUAAGAGUCAUCAACAGCCUCCUAAAGGAGGAAGCAGUGUUCCCACUGGUCUCCCAUCCCACUCAGAAGAUAAUGUUGAAAAUUCCCAAACCAGAAGAGAUUCCGAAAUGUGUGCAGGUGGCAUGGCCACUAUCUCAACAGGAAAUGGACAGUAUCCUUGGAGAGAUCAUGUGACUGCCAUUGUAGGUGACCAUUCUAGUAGGUCACAACCUAGGGAAACCAGUGGGACAACUGGGUCAGACUGCCAAAACCCGACUGACAAAAUGUUCUCUGACUCAGAAAGCCAAGCAUUGCGUAAGCUGCAGCUUGCAGAAGAGGCUCGGACAGGGGGAGCAGGUCUGCAGUCAGAACCCAGGCAGGCAGGAAGUCAGGAAACAAAUACAGCAGAGAUGAGGAAGGUUGAAGAUGAAGAACAAAUGCUGACAUGGGAUCAAACUUUACUUCCUAGAGGAAAUAAUAAAAAUAAAACCAACACAGAUGACCUAGAAACAAAGGACAGAUACUCAGGUAAGCUCAGAUUGGCAGCCAUAUCUAAAGCAAGCAAAAAGAUCCCAGCUAAGGAUUUAAGUCCCAGGAAACACGUAGCUACUAUCUUCUCCCAAAGUGAAAGCAAAUCUGGCUUUAGGAGACUAUCUCUUUAUAGACCAGAGGACAACAUACUAUCCCCUGAACCUAUUGUAAAAUCCACAGAGUCCACAGAUGAAAGCAGCCAGAUGAAUGUGGACAAAUCUGAGACCCUUCUCCAGGACACCACAGUAUCCAGCCCUGAACCUUCUGGUCAGUCCUGCAAUCAAAAGUCUGCUAGCAUUUUGCAACCACAUCUGAAUGGGUCACAUAGUGUCUUAGAAACACCACCAAAGAGUGAGGGUUCUAAAGCUCAGAUUUCAGGAGAGUUGGGAGCCCCGUCUCAGCUUACACUAACCAGCCCCUUAGAAAAAAACACUGGCCAUCAGCAGAGGUUAAAUUCUCCUCUCCCCCUAGAGGUUACACAGAAGUCUACAAUAAGCUCCCAUUGUCAGCUGCAGCACCGAAGUGUCCCAUCUCCAGAGUCAGAACCUGAGCCUCACCUCUACCGGUCAAAGAGUUUAAGAAACUUCAAUGUGCACAGCGACCUAUUGUGUGCAAGCCAUCCUCCCAAAGCCAGGGGGCGCCAUUUCUCUGAAAACACUUCCAUUGACCAUGCGCUGAGUCAACUGUCCCUCGAAGAUGGCUCCUUACCCAACAGUGGGUACAAUCGAAGAUUCAAAUCUUUUUCCGAGCUUCCUGCCUCUUACGAAAGUGAAAGUUGGACUUCGUAUAACAAUAGGACACGAGGUCCCAAGUCCACCUCAUCCAUUUCCAGGCCUAUUGACUAUGGAAUUUUUGGGAAAGAACAGCAGUUGGCUUUCUUGGAGAACGUCAAACGCUCACUCACACAGGGAAGAUUAUGGAAGCCAAGUUUCCUGAAGAACCCUGGCUUCCUCAAGGAUGAGGUUCUGAAUACUUCCGACCCGUCACAGUCAGAGCUGGUAGAUUCUCCUGCGGGUCAGGUGCCAGAAGAUGGCGUAUUUCCAAGUGAGCCACUUAAUAUCUACAAGGACGACCCAGUGGACCAGCCGGACUCAGACUGGGACACAGACACAACCACAGAUGAUGAGUACUACCUGGAUGAAAAUGAUAAAGAGUCAGAACUGUAAGACUUUUCUGAGAAACUGCAUAAUGCAACACAGUCAUGUUUUGCUUUUUACCAAAAGCUUACCAUGGAAAUUAGUCCAAUAAUUACAGACAGAUAUAAGAGAGCUGGUUUGGGCAGUUCUAUUCCAUUUUCUUCCCCUUCAGAAUUCUAAGAACAAUGCUCACUGGUUUUGAAGGGUUUUGUGUGCUUGUUUUCCCUGAUAUUUUUUUUCUGGUGUGUUUGGACUUUGCCCUCCUUGUCUCCUUCGGCUGCCUUAUCUCCUAAGUCACAUUCCAACGUUAGCACUAGUUUCCUCUUCGUAACUUCUCUUACCUCUAAUAGUUUAGGGCCAUGUCCGACCUUGUGACUUGUUAACUACACAGCACAGCUGCAAACCUGAAUUGCCUCUCUCUGUCCACAGCCUGAAUUCCAGAUAUUAAAUAUAACAUGGGGAAAGCAAUAGGGGGGUAAAAUGCUGUCACUUUGUGUGCCUAUGUUUAUGCAGUGUCUACACAGGCCAGCAGAGCGCACUGGAGCCCCUGGAAUGGGUGGAAUGGAUGGUUGUUAGGGGUCACAUGGGUGCUGGGAACCAAAGCUGGGUCCUCUGCAGAAGCUCCAAGUGCUCUUAGCCACUGAGUUCUCUCCAGCCACAUGAUAAACGGGCAUCCUUGCUAUGCCCUGUAGUGUGGGCAUCCUUGCACUCCUAUCGUGGUUUCUUGACACAGGUUUAGAGAACAUGAUAGGUUAUAAAUGAAGGGUUAGUCCCAUUAGUGCCCUCAGGGAUUUCUCUGAGACAGUUUGUAGUGAUUGACUGAAUUUUUGAGGGUGAAGUUUUCAUGCUUAAUGUUUGGGUGAAAUCCAAAUGAUGUAGGCAGUGUGGCCUGGACACAGAGACAUGGCUGACAGAUGGAGACAGCUCUUUAUUGGGCCAGCAUUAUUGCUGCUCUCUCAGUAACUGAUUUUUCUCAUUUCUUCAGACCUGUGCAUUUCCCAUUUCCUUAUUUAUAGCCCAGUCUUGAGCUUUGUAAAUUCUUCUCGCAUCAUUUCUUUAUUUAUUUGCCAGGCUCUGUAGUUUGAGGAUUUUUUACAUGAUGUUAGGAAUAUACAGAUAUAUAAUAGAUAUACACACCAAACACUCACUGAUAACUCAGAUUUAUUUUAAAACAGUUUUAUGGCUUACACAAAUUUACCAUUUGUUUAAGGUAAAAACCAAUGAGGUAGUUCUGUCUAACAUAGUGCAGCCUAUAAGGACAUAGUAACAUUACCCACAUGUGAGAAAUAAAGUAGACUUUUCAAAGUCAUUGUUGUCUAUAAUUGCAUUUCUAUAUGAGCAGAAAUCUUUGCAUGCACAGUGAAAACAGUGCAGUUCGUAACAGAAUAUCAGAUCUCUCGCCUUUCCCUCCUCUUCCUCCCUUCCUGCAUUAUUUCCUCCUCUCCCUCCUCCCAGUACAAGAUGCAUGCUGUGUGGUAUGUUUUGAGUCAAGGCAGCAGUAAGGUCAUAUCUUGCACCAUGGGUAAACACUACCAAGAUUCAUUAUGUGUUUAAUUUUGGGUUCAUUUUUGUUUGUCACACAUCCAGAGACCUUUAUUAUUGCUUUUUUUUUUUUCCAACCCUACACUCAAUUCUGUGAAGAUCCGCUGUUUAAGACGCUUUGGACUAAGAUGCUUUUGGUGAGGCAUUCAGUGGGAGCCUUGGAUGAGUCCUUAAAAUUCGAGGUCAGAUGUGAUGUCUGGGAACUACUUGGCUUCUCUGCUGAACCUUCUGUCAAACCCUUGGUGCAUUUAACUCUGAGCUCCUAAUGUAUUGUAAAUCACUGGUGACACCCAUUGCUAAUUUGUCUUCCGACCUCUUUAGUUGUUACAUAGAGCAUCUGGGACUAUCUCUGUAGGAUGCAGGUGGUUUAGAUCUGCAGCAUGGGAUCCUGGAUCUCAACACAGGACUGGAUUUUGUCUUGGACUACCUGCUUGUCAGGCUGAGGUAUUGGGAAAACAGUCACAAAAAUAGAAUAGUAUCUCUACUGUUUUAUAGUUUUAUGAAGUACUUCGUUGAAGAAGUAUAGAGAAUUUCAAGAAUUUCUUUGUGUUGUAUAUAAUAUGUAAACUGCUGGGUUUUUGAUGCACAUUUUGGCAUAGCUGUUGGUAACUUCAAUGACAGUCAUUUUAUAUUGUUGUUUUUCUAAAAUGUAUAAUCAAUAUUAAACUUUCUUGUAAAUGGAGUAAAACAGUAACUAAUCAAUACUAAUAAGUGCCUAGGUAAUUAUUAGCUUGUUUAAAUAUUAGGAUA